Homo sapiens (human) is the source of this 2274-nucleotide messenger RNA. It is a transcript of the gene CFI, whose product is annotated as complement factor I. Gene Ontology annotation, cellular component: membrane; extracellular region. The transcript is spliced from 14 exons. Gene Ontology annotation, biological process: complement activation; proteolysis. Bases 29 to 1624 code for a protein of 531 amino acids. The record is from RefSeq and is a predicted model, not a curated record. Gene Ontology annotation, molecular function: serine-type endopeptidase activity. Lineage: Eukaryota; Metazoa; Chordata; Mammalia; Primates; Hominidae.
AGAGACAAAGACCCCGAACACCUCCAACAUGAAGCUUCUUCAUGUUUUCCUGUUAUUUCUGUGCUUCCACUUAAGGUUUUGCAAGGUCACUUAUACAUCUCAAGAGGAUCUGGUGGAGAAAAAGUGCUUAGCAAAAAAAUAUACUCACCUCUCCUGCGAUAAAGUCUUCUGCCAGCCAUGGCAGAGAUGCAUUGAGGGCACCUGUGUUUGUAAACUACCGUAUCAGUGCCCAAAGAAUGGCACUGCAGUGUGUGCAACUAACAGGAGAAGCUUCCCAACAUACUGUCAACAAAAGAGUUUGGAAUGUCUUCAUCCAGGGACAAAGUUUUUAAAUAACGGAACAUGCACAGCCGAAGGAAAGUUUAGUGUUUCCUUGAAGCAUGGAAAUACAGAUUCAGAGGGAAUAGUUGAAGUAAAACUUGUGGACCAAGAUAAGACAAUGUUCAUAUGCAAAAGCAGCUGGAGCAUGAGGGAAGCCAACGUGGCCUGCCUUGACCUUGGGUUUCAACAAGGUGCUGAUACUCAAAGAAGGUUUAAGUUGUCUGAUCUCUCUAUAAAUUCCACUGAAUGUCUACAUGUGCAUUGCCGAGGAUUAGAGACCAGUUUGGCUGAAUGUACUUUUACUAAGAGAAGAACUAUGGGUUACCAGGAUUUCGCUGAUGUGGUUUGUUAUACACAGAAAGCAGAUUCUCCAAUGGAUGACUUCUUUCAGUGUGUGAAUGGGAAAUACAUUUCUCAGAUGAAAGCCUGUGAUGGUAUCAAUGAUUGUGGAGACCAAAGUGAUGAACUGUGUUGUAAAGCAUGCCAAGGCAAAGGCUUCCAUUGCAAAUCGGGUGUUUGCAUUCCAAGCCAGUAUCAAUGCAAUGGUGAGGUGGACUGCAUUACAGGGGAAGAUGAAGUUGGCUGUGCAGCAGCUAGACAUCCUACAAUUCAAGGCUUUGCAUCUGUGACUCAAGAAGAAACAGAAAUUUUGACUGCUGACAUGGAUGCAGAAAGAAGACGGAUAAAAUCAUUAUUACCUAAACUAUCUUGUGGAGUUAAAAACAGAAUGCACAUUCGAAGGAAACGAAUUGUGGGAGGAAAGCGAGCACAACUGGGAGACCUCCCAUGGCAGGUGGCAAUUAAGGAUGCCAGUGGAAUCACCUGUGGGGGAAUUUAUAUUGGUGGCUGUUGGAUUCUGACUGCUGCACAUUGUCUCAGAGCCAGUAAAACUCAUCGUUACCAAAUAUGGACAACAGUAGUAGACUGGAUACACCCCGACCUUAAACGUAUAGUAAUUGAAUACGUGGAUAGAAUUAUUUUCCAUGAAAACUACAAUGCAGGCACUUACCAAAAUGACAUCGCUUUGAUUGAAAUGAAAAAAGACGGAAACAAAAAAGAUUGUGAGCUGCCUCGUUCCAUCCCUGCCUGUGUCCCCUGGUCUCCUUACCUAUUCCAACCUAAUGAUACAUGCAUCGUUUCUGGCUGGGGACGAGAAAAAGAUAACGAAAGAGUCUUUUCACUUCAGUGGGGUGAAGUUAAACUAAUAAGCAACUGCUCUAAGUUUUACGGAAAUCGUUUCUAUGAAAAAGAAAUGGAAUGUGCAGGUUGCAAUCUCAUCUCAGUACUCAGUCGUAUAAAGUAGAGAACACAGGAAGAACAUGCUGAAUUGGGGGAAUAAAUAGAAGACUCGUAAAGAAUUUUCCAAGCUGCAUCUCUGCAACUCUGCAAGCCCAGCCAGGGACUCUAAGGAGAGCCCAUGCUAUUGCUGUCAGGAAACUGUAAAAAAGCCAAAGUUGUUAAAUGCCAUGGAGGAGGCAUGGCAGCCUUGAAAAAUGGAAGGAAAUGUGUGAUUUUCUCUUUCACAUUUCUUUCUUAGGUACAUAUGAUGGUUCCAUCGAUGCCUGUAAAGGGGACUCUGGAGGCCCCUUAGUCUGUAUGGAUGCCAACAAUGUGACUUAUGUCUGGGGUGUUGUGAGUUGGGGGGAAAACUGUGGAAAACCAGAGUUCCCAGGUGUUUACACCAAAGUGGCCAAUUAUUUUGACUGGAUUAGCUACCAUGUAGGAAGGCCUUUUAUUUCUCAGUACAAUGUAUAAAAUUGUGAUCUCUCUCUUCAUUCUAUUCUUUUUCUCUCAAGAGUUCCAUUUAAUGGAAAUAAAACGGUAUAAUUAAUAAUUCUCUAGGGGGGAAAAAUGAAGCAAAUCUCACUGGAUAUUUUUAAAGGUCUCCACAGAGUUUAUGCCAUAUUGGAAUUUUGUUGUAUAAUUCUCAAAUAAAUAUUUUGGUGAAGCAUA